AUGGAGCAAACGACUAGUAGCACAAUUUCAAAUAACAAUAGUGACAGACCAUUUCCAACUCUUCCAAAUGAAAUAACUUUAUUGAUCUUGUCUUAUCUGAAUCAACAAACUAGAAUCAAGAUCCUUAGAGUAUCAAAAGCCUUUCGUAACAUAGUUUACACUCCAACUCUCUGGCGUGAAACUAUUGUUUACAAUACAAGAGGUUUCGGAAGUGAAGCGUUGGAAAUCUUAAAGAGAGUACAUUCAUUAAGCGCUAGAGCAAGUGGGCUGGAUGACGAAUUUGUUAGAAAGUUGGUCAUGGGACUUCCUGGUCAGUCGCUAAGAGUAUUAGAUUUAUCGGUUAACGACAUAACUGAUAAAACAGUAUUUUAUAUAGGCAAUCAUUGUCCAAACCUUCAAAAAUUAUUCUUAGAAGGUUGUGAAGAAAUAACCGAUAUCAAGCCUUUAAUUCACCUUUCCACUCAUUUAAACACUUUAAUCCUUUCAUAUUGUAGUGAAUUAUUGGAUUUUACAAUUGCUGAUCUAGUUUCUCCUGUUCUUGGUGAAAAUCUGUCAAAACUGGAUUUAGAUGGAUGUCACAGAUUAACUGAUGGUUGGGUUUUACCGAUGAAGGGUAUGUAA
Racocetra fulgida is the source of this 621-nucleotide messenger RNA. The record is from the annotation of a GenBank genome assembly. Lineage: Eukaryota; Fungi; Glomeromycota; Glomeromycetes; Diversisporales; Gigasporaceae.